CUAACAGUGGUGUCAGUGGCCUCCCAGCCUCCCAGCUCCCCCCAGAAGACGGUGGGCGUCCCACUGAAUGUAGCGUUAGGACAGCAGAUCCUCACAGUGCAGCAGUCAGCACCCUCCUCCCCUGGGAAGGCUAUUGUGAACCACACAACCGCCCAGGCUGUGAAAUCAGCAGUGCAGACCAUUACUGUAGGAGGAGUGGGUACAUCUCAAUUUAAGACAAUUAUUCCCUUGGCAACUGCACCCAAUGUUCAGCAGAUUCAGGUACCUGGAAGCAAGUUUCAUUAUGUCCGACUCGUAACUGCCACGACAGCCAAUAGUUCAACCCAGUCAGCCAGUCAGAAUCCCAGUACGAAUACACAGCCUCUUCAACAGGCGAAGCCAGUGGUGGUGAACGCAACCCCGGUGCGGAUGUCUGUUCCCAUAGUGCCAGCACAGACUGUGAAACAGGUGGUGCCCAAACCAGUCAACCCAACUUCCCAGAUAGUUACUACUAGCCAGCCCCAACAAAGACUUAUUAUGCCAGCCACUCCACUGCCACAGAUACAGCCCAACCUCACCAACCUCCCGCCGGGCACUGUACUGGCACCAGCACCUGGCACAGGAAACGUUGGCUAUGCAGUCCUUCCAGCUCAGUACGUCACACAGCUACAACAAUCAUCAUAUGUAUCUAUAGCAAGCAACACUGGCUUUACAGGAACAUCUAGUAUCCAGUCCCAAGCACGGCUACCAUUCAAUGGAAUAAUUCCUUCUGAAUCUGCAAACCGCCCCAGGAAGCCUUGCAAUUGUACUAAGUCUCUAUGUUUGAAAUUGUAUUGCGAUUGUUUUGCAAAUGGUGAAUUCUGCAAUAACUGCAACUGUACAAACUGUUAUAACAACCUGGACCAUGAAAAUGAUAGGCAAAAAGCAAUAAAGGCCUGCCUUGACAGAAACCCUGAAGCCUUCAAGCCCAAAAUAGGGAAAGGAAAGGAAGGAGAAUCAGAUCGGAGGCACAGCAAAGGUUGUAACUGUAAACGCUCGGGAUGUCUCAAAAACUACUGCGAAUGUUACGAGGCAAAAAUCAUGUGUUCUUCCAUAUGCAAAUGCAUCGGCUGUAAAAAUUUUGAAGAAAGCCCAGAGCGAAAGACAUUGAUGCAUUUAGCAGAUGCUGCAGAAGUUAGGGUCCAGCAGCAGACCGCUGCAAAGACAAAGUUAUCUUCCCAGAUCUCAGAUCUGCUCACGAGGCCAACACCAACACUCAGCAGUGGUGGGAAGCUGCCCUUUACAUUUGUAACCAAGGAGGUAGCUGAUGCAACCUGCGAAUGCCUUCUUGCACAGGCAGAGCAAGCGGAAAAGAUGGGCAAAUCGAAAGCUGCAGCAGAGCGCAUGAUCCUGGAGGAGUUUGGACGCUGUUUAAUGAGAGUUAUUAACUCUGCAGGGAAGUCCAAAAGUGACCCUUGUGCCAUGAACUGCUGACUCAUGCACAUGAGCCACAAUGAAGCGGACUGAACAGAACACUUAAGGCACAGGGACACUUUGGUUUUGCAUGGAGGAUUUAAUAACGUUUGUUAAUUUGGUGCUUGCUGUAAAUUGACCUGCAUAAGAUUGAAAUGAGAAAAUCUUUUAUAACAA
Messenger RNA from Mesitornis unicolor (brown roatelo), 1608 nucleotides. RefSeq names its product lin-54 DREAM MuvB core complex component (gene LIN54). The record is from RefSeq and is a predicted model, not a curated record. The annotation marks the transcript as partial. Gene Ontology annotation, cellular component: nucleus. The transcript has 10 exons. Gene Ontology annotation, biological process: regulation of DNA-templated transcription. NCBI's taxonomy places the organism in Eukaryota, Metazoa, Chordata, Aves, Mesitornithiformes, Mesitornithidae.